Alnus glutinosa is the source of this 2832-nucleotide messenger RNA. RefSeq names its product BTB/POZ domain-containing protein At1g03010. The transcript is spliced from 5 exons. Gene Ontology annotation, molecular function: protein binding. Lineage: Eukaryota; Viridiplantae; Streptophyta; Magnoliopsida; Fagales; Betulaceae. The record is from RefSeq and is a predicted model, not a curated record. The coding region runs from base 696 to 2558 and encodes 620 amino acids.
CAUCACUGGGAUUGGUGUCCUCCAUGGCACAGAAAUGUCUAAAACAGCCAAAUUUCAAGGAGUCUGCUGCUGCUGCCGCCUGCCUGCUGGUGAAAUCAACAUGGCUUUCACAAAGCAAGGAGACAAAGUUUGGCUCUGAGGGCAACACAGGCAACAAUAUUUCCACUCAUGUCAUGUGUGCAGUGGCUCUCAUUAUAACAUGUAAUACAACUCAUCCUCUUAGUUUCCCACUUUAGUUAGCUUUACACAUAAUUUAGACUUAAUUAAUUUAAGCUAAUCUUUUUUGUGGGUAGCUUUCACUAGCCAUGAUUAUAGCCCCCAAAAGCACUGCAACCCUUCAGGAAUCCUGCAAUUUCUCUAAGCCAAAGCCAUGUAAAAGGAGGUCACUCCCCCUACCUUUCACCGAAAAGUCUUGACUUUUGAUUAAGCACAUUAUAAACACUCAUUAAGGUGUGUUUUAAAGUCAUCACCACCCCCUCAGUCCAGCAUGGCUUCUUGUGACUUUCAUCUCAGUACUGCAGCUUUCUUUCCACACAGAGAAGGUGGGAGGGGUGUCCUUAUGAAAUAACUGAAAUGAGAGAGGUUGUUAAGACAGUUAUUUUCUUCAAAGAGUGACGACAUUUUUGUUAGUGGGGUUGCAGUUGCAGAGCUCUUAGUAGGAAUUUUAGGGAAGAAACUGCCAGGUUUUUGAAGAGAUGGGUGUUGUUACUGUUGGUGAUUUGAAGCCAAGCAUAUCAGGGAAGAGGUCGUUUCGUCCAAGUUCCAGCAUAAGGCAUGCCACCGAAUGGCCAAUCUCUGAUGUUUCUAGUGAUCUUACUGUCGAAGUUGGAGCCUCAAGCCUCGCCCUUCACAAGUUCCCUCUAGUUUCUAGGAGUGGAAGAAUUCGGAAACUGUUGUUGGAAGCAAAAGAUUCAAAAGUCUCACGCAUAAAUCUCCCCGCUGUUCCCGGUGGACCAGAGGCAUUUGAACUAGCUGCAAAGUUCUGUUAUGGAGUAAAUGUUGAGAUUACACUCUCAAAUGUAGCUAUGCUACGAUGCAUAGCUCAUUUUCUGGAAAUGACAGAGGAGUUUGCAGAGAAAAAUCUGGAAAGUAGAACUGAAACAUAUCUAAAGGAGAUGGUGCUCCCCAAUAUAUCCACCUCAAUAUCUGUUCUUCACCGUUGUGAAAGCCUAUUGCCCAUAUCAGAGGAGAUCAACCUGGUUAGCAGGCUUAUCAAUGCAGUUGCAAGUAAUGCAUGCAAAGAGCAGCUCACCUCAGGCUUAUUAAAACUUGACCAUAACUUCCCUACAAAAUCUCUCCCAAACAUGGAGCCUGAAACACCAGCAGAUUGGUGGGGAAAAUCACUCACAGUGCUUAAUCUUGAUUUCUUCCAACGGGUUCUGUCCGCAGUAAAAUCCAAGGGUCUAAAACAGGAUUUGAUAAGCAAAAUUUUGGUAAACUAUGCUCAUAAUUCUCUUCAAGGACUUGUUGCCAAGGACCCCCACCUGGUGAAAGGAAAUCUCUUGGAUUUGGAAUUGCAGAAGAAGCAAAGAGUCAUUGUUGAAGCAAUGGUUAGCUUACUACCAACACAAUCAAGGAAGAGUCCUGUUCCAAUGGCAUUUCUUUCGAGUUUGUUGAAAACAGCAAUAGCUGCAUCAGCAUCUACUUCUUGCAGAUCGGAUUUGGAGAGGCGAAUCGGUCUGCAACUGGACCAGGCAAUUCUUGAAGACAUCCUAAUUCCCACAAAUUCACAUGGAAACAAUCACAGCACACUUUAUGAUACAGAUUCAAUCCUGAGGAUAUUCUCCAUUUUUCUGAACCUGGAUGAGGAUGAUGAUGAUGAUAGUCACUUGAGAGAUGAAAGUGACAUGGCAUACGACUUUGACAGCCCUGGAUCUCCUAAACAAAGUUCAAUUCUCAAGGUAUCAAAGUUACUGGACAAUUAUCUUGCAGAAGUUGCACUAGACUCAAACUUGCUGCCAUCAAAGUUCAUAGCACUAGCAGAACUGCUUCCAGACCAUGCUCGUAUAGUAAGUGAUGGAUUGUACAGAGCUGUGGAUAUCUUCCUCAAAUUCUUAUUACAGGUUCAUCCAAAUAUUAAGGACUCUGAACGCUACCGGCUAUGUAAAACAAUUGACUGUCAGAAACUAUCCCAAGAAGCCUGCAGCCAUGCAGCACAAAAUGAGAGGUUACCUGUUCAGAUGGCUGUCCAAGUCUUAUACUUCGAGCAAAUCAGGCUUCGGAAUGCCAUGAAUGGGAAUCACAAUCAGUUCUUCUUCGGCGCAAUCAACGGUCAGUUCCCUCAACGUUCAGGCAGUGGUGCUGGAAGUGGAGCAAUCUCACCAAGAGAUAACUAUGCAUCAGUGAGAAGAGAGAACAGAGAACUGAAGCUUGAGGUUGCAAGAAUGAGAAUGAGGCUAACAGACUUAGAGAAGGACCAUGUUUCUAUGAAACAGGAGCUUGUAAAGACACACCCUGCCAAUAGGCUAUUUAAAUCAUUCACCAAAAAAUUAAGCAAGCUGAAUUCCCUGUUUCGGAUUAAUGGCAUUAAGCCUAUAGGAGUGAGAUCAAUUCCUUGACUUCUCUCCAUGGACUCUGAAGGCAGGAACUCAAUCAAAAUUUGUAUGCAAGAGGUAUGUCCAGAGGUGUGAGGAUUUUUAGAAUAUUGAAAUAGAAUUCAAAAAAAAUCUUUUGUAAUAUGAAAAUUUUCAUGGUUUUAGUUUCAUUAUAGGAACUCUUGACGUCAUAUAUGCUUAUCGAAAAUGUUGAGCUUUUGUUAUGGAGUGUUGACAUCAUAUUUGAAAAUAUAUGCACAAUAUUCAGCUAGAUGGAUGAAAGUUUCCUAAUGUUCAA